CAUGGUUUACACUAGCACAAUCCCCUGAUGUUUAAGGUCCCCGAAACGAAACAAACUAAGAAGUAGGGAGUGAUGAGACGCCGAGCUUGCGUAUAGGAUCUCUAUAUUUUUCACGACUAACCUCUGACCUGCACAAACUCUGUUGAAUAAGAAAUGCUUGACGCCUUUACACACAUGUACACUCUAUUGUGCCGUCUCGUGAAUUCUUCGAUGCUACGGCGAGACCCGGAAACUUCCCACCAUGACUUUCAUAGUAGAAUGUCUGAGAAUCUAACGACCGGUCAGGCUCACAGAAUAUACUUUUGGACAUUGGAGAGACACCGUUCCUAGUCAGCCCAUGUUUUAUGCGUUAGAUGCCGACCUUGGUAGGAAAACGUACCAUACACAAUGGCCGACGUAAGCAACCAUCCCCAUCCUCAUUCCCAUCCCGCUCGUAGCCCUUCUGGAUAUCGGCCAGAGAAACCGUUGUCACGGGAAUUGUCUCUCUACAACGGCGUUUCAAACCGAUCGCGAGGUUGGAAAACAAAGAAGUCGGAAAAAGUCGAGGGAAUGCAGACAUAUAGACAGUCUAGUGUUGCGAGAUGGGACGGUGCCUCAAUGCUAAGUAACGGUUGGGAUAACCUGAGAAGGGAUCCCGAGCUGUGGUAUCAUGAUGGAAAUUGCUAUAUCCACCUCUACGGUCAAGGGCAAAGCCGUAGAGGUCCCGCGUUCAAGGUGUCUUUCUCCGGGUUCCUCAAGGCAGGCUGCUAUCCCUUUAUCGAUAGGUUUAUGGCUCGAGAUUCCAUAGUGACAACGGGACGUACUCAAGAAAACGGCGAUCCGGCGAGACUGAGUCGUAUCGAACUCUUUAUUCCAGCACCUGCUCUAGAUAAUCAACAAUCAUACGAAUACCACCUAGCAACCCGCAACUUCAUUGCUUACGUUUUCCGUCGGUCUAUGAUUGGAGAAAACUUGGGAGCUGCUUUAAUCACACUCGUGCAUAGCAUGCACCAGUUCCGCGUAAAGGACGCGGAUAAUGUUCAGGACCUCAUGGAUUAUCUGGAUGAGGAAGGCUACCUCAACCUCAGAAGCCAUCCAACUCACGCUAUAGCUAUAUUGCAUCUUUCGGAGGUUUUCCGGCUGAGAAGCCUCUACAUAAAUGCCUUUGCACACUGCUGUGGCAUGAAAGACCAAUUACUCGCCGUUCCAGAGUACCAGUUAUUAUCCCUUAAAACUCGAAAGCUCAUUCAUUGUGCACGAGUUGAAAUGAACCUUAGGCUAGAACAAAGUGCAAACUUGGUUGGAACUUUUCUUCGAUGCGAACUAGCCGAGACGCAUCUCUCUUUAUAUCCCGGAGCUCGAUCGCAUCUUGAAAAGUUUAGGUCUCUAUUGCACAACUUCUACGUCGCCAAGUUUGGCUCGUAUCCACCACCAUCAAUCGACCCCGAAACGACAAUAUUCGCAGCAGAUGUCUUCCGAAUCAUGAGAGCAGAUUUCGAGGCGCUCUUCCAAUAUCUAGUUGACGAGAGCGUCGACAACACUCAGAACAGUUCAUUCUUGGCAGCAGGAGGCGUCUGUACAUGGCAGAGUAUUCAAUUGUUUGACCGGAGACAUGAAUUUAAGACUCUGCCUCAUCCUCUUCCACUUCUCCCAAGGGUAUCGCUUGAGAAUAUUAAGAAAGUUGCAUGGCUGGAAAAACGGAUCAAACGGAACCAAAGACAGCGGGAAGUUACACGCUCGGCCUUCUUGAAGGCUACAAACCAGAGGGCCGAGCUUCUAAAAAAUGGGCUAGUAAGAGUAUAUCGCCAAUUCGAAGAGGAUUUAGCCCAUCCUUCUACUAAAGCAAGCAAGGUAGAAGAUUUAGGUCCUAUGGAUAGUCGCAAAGUCCGCUGGAUCCAGAUUUAUACGGUUUACCAGGCUCUACGCCAAGCAACUGAAGCUCCGCCUGAAGUCCAGGACGCUGCUACAGCUCCGUACCAUCUCUGUAUCUCAACUACUGAUUUACCACCGUGGGAUGAAGAACUGCCGGUACACCACCUAGUACGAAGGCAAACAAUUCAUAUUGUUCACAGUACCUUGCCAUCAAACAUAGGUUGGGACCCCAUGGGGUCAUCCCCAUAUCAAUGCAGCUUUGAGAUCAAACCAGAUAUUGAUUACUUCGCUAUCACACACCGUGAUAGAACGUUAAAUGAAGACAAGGACAAAGUUCCGCGGUUUCGUAGGACGGCAAGCUGGAGAGGGAGCCUUUCUAGAAGCCUAUCCCGAAGCUUGACGACUCGGCAUUCGUCGGCCAAGCUUACCAAACCGCAGAAUAGGACUGCGCAGUCACCUUGGAACAGGCGACACCACGAGAUUGUAAUUCAAGGCUAUGGCAACGGAACAAAUGGCAUUAGAGACGCUCUGACUGACACAGUACCGCCAAAGGCGCGUGCGACAAUUGCGGAAGGGAACUUAGAAUCCACGUCCCCUUCGCGUAAUUCCAGUACUUCUGGCCUACUGAGGAAAUCCGAAGAUGAGAGUAUCGUAAACACAUUAGAAACGUCUAUAUGUGAGAGCCAGGUGGAAACUUCUCCUCUCCUACGAAGCGGCAAACGCGGCGGCAGUAAGAACUGGCAGAGUGAAAAUCGUAAUAAUAAUCGCGAGACGCUACCGCAUCGUCCCGGAUCUUCCUUUGCCGCAUUCCGGCGAAAGUGUCAAGGGGAAGCCACCUCAAACACGACCUGCGGACUGCUUAGACGACGAUCGAAGAGUAUCGACGGCAGCUCACGAAAAUUUACCGACCCGGCGCCAUGUGGUAUCCGCAUGGUGAACAGUGUUACACCUCACAUUGAGAUGCCAGCUCCCCAAACCCCUACGGCGUGGAACCAUAUUAAAGUGAUGGAAGCCAAGGCUACCCAUUGGAUGACGAAUGAUAUCCAGCCCGCAUGGGAACACUAUAACGAUCUCGGCGGUCUGACCGAGUUGAGACCCCGGGGACCUCACAAACCGAUGCCAAGGUGUAAACCUACACGUAUGGUAUGCCCGUAGAGGGACAUUGUGAGCUAUGCGAAGGACCGCAAUUUGUGCCUUUUAUGGCGAAUGAUGAUACCCGCGCAAGAGAACUUGGUCUCAUAGUCAAUCAUUUCAAUUCAAUGUGCAACAGUCUAAACAAUGUCCCCAGAGUAGUAUGUACCUAAUUUAAAUGUUCAAGUUGGAGGAGCCAUUUUAAAGAGUACAAAGUGGUUUGAUAGGACACUUUAAAAUUGUACUGGAUAUAGCAUCAAAUAUUAGUUUGGAAUAAAUCUAGGUACACCAUCCAGCCAUGCGAUCCACGACAGGACUUGGGUACCUACCUAGGUAUGCUUCGUUAUUCAACCACAACAUUUCCCCUCAUACUUUUCAUACACCAGACAUGUUGUUUCUUUGCUCCUGGAUCUAAAAAUAAAUAAUAAAAAUAUUCAAAUAGGUAUCUCUCGC
Messenger RNA from Daldinia caldariorum, 3435 nucleotides. RefSeq lists its product as uncharacterized. Bases 388 to 3006 code for a protein of 872 amino acids. NCBI's taxonomy places the organism in Eukaryota, Fungi, Ascomycota, Sordariomycetes, Xylariales, Hypoxylaceae. The transcript is spliced from 3 exons. The record is from RefSeq and is a predicted model, not a curated record.